AUGGGAGAAGAAAACCAAAGCUCUGUGACUGAAUUUGUCUUCCUGGGCCUUUCUCAGGACCCACAGACACAAGUCCUGCUCUUCUGCCUCUUUCUCACCAUCUACCUGCUGACUUUGCUGGGAAACCUGCUCAUCAUCAUGCUCAUUCACACAGACCCCAGACUCCACACACCCAUGUACUUCUUCCUUAGAAACUUGUCCUUUGCUGACCUCUGUUUUUCAACUACCACAACCCCCCAGCUGCUGGUCCAUUUCCUGGUAAAGAGGAAAGCCAUAUCCUUUGCUGGAUGUUCAACACAGAUGUUUGUUUCCCUUCUACUCGGGGGUACAGAGUGUGCGCUGCUGGCAGUGAUGUCCUAUGACCGCUACGUGGCUGUCUGCAAGCCCCUGCACUACUCCACCAUCAUGACCCACUGGGUGUGCGUCCAGCUGGCCUUAGGGUCCUGGGCCAGCGGGGCAUUUGUAUCUCUAGUGGACACCACAUUCACACUGCGCCUGCCCUACCGAGGCAACAAUGUCAUUAACCAUUUCUUUUGUGAGCCUCCUGCCCUGCUGAAGCUGGCUUCUGCAGACACUUACAGCACAGAAAUGACCAUCUUUGCCAUGGGUGUGGUCAUCCUCCUAGCUCCUGUCUCCCUGAUCCUUGUCUCCUACUGGAAUAUAAUCUCCACUGUGAUGCAGAUGCAGUCAGGGGAAGGGAGACUCAAGGUGUUCUCUACCUGUGGCUCCCAUCUUGUUGUGGUGGUCCUGUUCUAUGGCUCAGCAAUCUUUGCCUACAUGAGGCCCAACUCCAAGGUAAUGAAUGAAGGGGAUAAAGUAAUCUCUGUGUUCUACUGUUUUGUGACACCAAUGCUGAACCCCAUCAUUUAUAGUCUGAGGAACAAAGAUGUCAAAGGGGCUCUCAGGAAAAUUAUUGCAAAGUAGCCAUUUGGAAAGUAGAAAACUCAGAUGGUAAUGAACAUUUCAGAGAUGUGGACUGAAGUGUUUUUCCUUUAAGCUUCUGUCAUUUUUAUCUAAUAUUCCCAUGUUCAUCCUUCUUUCUCUUCUUAGAUAGUUCAUUUAGUCAUCCUUCAAAUUAAAUUAUCUUGAUAGACACUGGUGGGAAUUACAAUGAUGAAAGAUAAAGGAAAAAAGUAAAAGAAAAAUUUUGGGUGGAAAAAAAUAGGGAGAGAGGAAUGGGGAAUGGGAGGUGGUUAAAUAGCCAUAUACAGUAUCAUUACUCCCUGUGCCCAUGUAAUUUAGCACAGAAACCAAA
Molecule: messenger RNA, 1255 nt
Organism: Erinaceus europaeus (western European hedgehog)
Lineage: Eukaryota; Metazoa; Chordata; Mammalia; Eulipotyphla; Erinaceidae
Product: olfactory receptor 2D3-like
Exons: 1
Coding region: 1-924 (307 amino acids)
Biological process (GO): G protein-coupled receptor signaling pathway
Cellular component (GO): membrane
Molecular function (GO): olfactory receptor activity; G protein-coupled receptor activity
Source: RefSeq, a predicted model, not a curated record